This is a messenger RNA of Chilo suppressalis (striped riceborer), 6545 nucleotides long. The record is from the annotation of a GenBank genome assembly. NCBI's taxonomy places the organism in Eukaryota, Metazoa, Arthropoda, Insecta, Lepidoptera, Crambidae.
GACGUAGCCACGCUUGUUUCGUUGUGUUAAAAGCAUUUCAUGAAGUUUUAUAGACAGUGUUCAAAAGCAUAGGAGAGUUCAAAAAUGGCUUUAUAUGUAGUGUUAGCUUUUCUGUUUUGUCUUUCUGCGUCUGCCGAAUUCGUUUGGAAACAUCACAACAAUGAAGAAUUGCCUUUGGUUUUGGAAGAAGUUCACGAGAAAUGCCCCAAUAUUACGAGAGUGUAUGCUUUAACUGAACCAUCUGUUUGCAACGUUCCCCUUUACGUGAUCGAGUUUUCUGACACUCCAGGAUUUCACCAGCCUUAUAAACCAGAAGUUAAGUAUAUUGGAAACAUUCACGGAAAUGAAGUGCUGGGGCGUGAGUUGCUGCUAGGUCUAGCGCACUACCUCUGUGACCAAUAUUUGAAUCAAGAUCGUCGAAUCAGAGCACUCGUUCAUAGCACUCGUAUUCACUUGUUACCUUCAAUGAAUCCUGAUGGCUGGCAACUAUCUACAGAUACAGGUGGACAAGAUUACCUGAUUGGACGUAACAACAAUCAUUCAAUAGAUUUGAACAGAAAUUUUCCUGAUUUAGAUUCUAUUACAUUUGAGUUUGAGAGGCAAGGCAUUAACCACAACAACCACUUAUUAAAGGAUUUGACUCGUCUGGCUGCACCGUUGGAACCAGAAACUCGUGCUGUGAUGAGAUGGAUUAUGUCCAUACCUUUUGUACUGAGCGCGGCAAUUCAUGGAGGAGAUCUUGUAGCCAAUUAUCCGUAUGACGAAAGUAGAAGUGGUGCACCAGUUUCUGAAUAUUCUGCCAGCCCUGAUGACGAAACCUUCAGGGAAUUAGCUUUGGCAUACGCAUCUGCCCACGCUGACAUGGCGUCGGUCAAUCGGCGCGGCUGUCAUGCCACCAGCGCGGAUGACUCCGCCACUUACAACUUCGGCAAGCAGGGUGGUGUCACCAAUGGGGCAGCUUGGUACAGCUUGAAAGGAGGAAUGCAAGAUUUCAACUACUUGGCAACGAAUGCGUUCGAAGUGACACUUGAACUCGGAUGCGAGAAAUAUCCUCCUGAGAGUUUGCUGGCUAAGGAAUGGGAGAGGAACCGCGAGGCUCUUCUGAGCUACCUGUGGAAGGCGCACAUCGGCAUCAAGGGCAUAGUGAGCGACGACUCUGGGUUCAUACAGAACGCCAUCAUAUCCGUGGUGAACAUCACUGGACCAAUCCCGCGACCGAUCAGGCACGACGUCACAACAGGUGCUUACGGUGACUACUACCGACUGCUGACGCCAGGGCACUACGAGGUGACGGCGACACGGCCGGGAUACUUCCCCGUGUCGCGCGUAGUCACUGUGCCGCACCACCAGGCAGCUGCGCACGUGCUCAACUUCAGGCUCGAGCCUACCACCAGCUGGUUCGACGACGAGACCGCUUUCGGCGGCUACCCUCACAGCCUGCGCGGGUCCCAGCCGCGCAUAUACAAGAGGUCUCUCUACGAGAAGGUAGCUAACACGAUGCUCGAACAGAAACACGACAAACACUAGAUCAAUGUCAAUUUUGACUGCCACCCGUUAAACUGUAGAUUUUAAAAUGUCAUUAUUUCGUAUGACCGUGUUGCCUGUCCACGGGGCGGAGAAAUAUUACUAAAUUAUUAUAUGACACUCACAAACUCUCCGCUCCUCUUCAGUAGACAGAUUUUGUGCAAUCCUAAUAUUAAUAUUUCUCCGUCUGUCUGCUCCGCAGCCUUGCUCCGCUCCAGUGGACAGGCAUCGUAAUAAUAAUGUGUUUUACUAUUAAUAAAUCAAAUGCCGCCCUUGAUCCUGGCGAUUGGGUACGUUCGGAAAGUUGAUAAUAAAUAGACGAUUAAGUUUUUUGGAGAUAUAUUUUAUUUAUUUUUUACCGUGAUCUAAGCUGCAGUCGGUGGCAUUGCAAAAUAAGUAUUAAACGGUUACAUGCAUUAUGGCGGAUGAAAGAAACUACGUUUAACGGAUAAACACUUUGAAUAUCAGAGACAUUUUGUAACUGUACCUACCAUAAAUUGUCACAAAAUUAGUGUAAGCGACAGGAUAAUAUUAUGUUUUAGACCGGUAAAGGAUGAUUUAAUAGUGCAUCUUGUAAGAGAAAUGGGAAAAACAGUAUUCGGGAACAUUGUAAGCUAACUAGUGGGUACAAUACGAGUCGUAACUCGUACACUGCUUUAGGCACCUCAGAUUAUUCAAUUAUUCGUAAGACACUAAAGAGGUCAUACCCAUCAAUCGUUUAUCAUUUCGAAUCAUGUAUGGUCUUUAUAAGUAUAGAAUGCGAUUCGAUUAAGCAUAGAUCAAUAUAAGUCCUAGUAUAGCAAAACAUUGCAUAAAUACAUUGAGGGCAUAAAAAUUAACUCAAUUUUUCAGUGCACGUCUUAGCGAUGUUUCGAUGAUGAUGUAAUCUUAUUGUGUCGCUGAUUUGAAAUAAAUAUUUAUUGGUGUAAAAAUAAAAUCAUUCUAGUCCAAAAAUUAGUACCAUUUGAUCAUAGGAUAAUAUACUCGUAAUUUGUAUAUAUUGGUAGAGUGUAGUUCAAUACAAGCGACUAUGUAAUAAAAUAUGUGAGUAUAUACUCCCCGACACAUCAAUCGGCCCACUUAGAGUUAUAAGUUUCAACGGUCUGUAGCGAAGAUAUAUGUUAGGUUCAGCAGCAUAAUAAUAUAUUUUUAAAAACACACGAAAAAGAUGCUUCAAAAUUGCGUAAAACUUUUUGCUCAAUAUAACUUUAUUUUAGCUAGGGACCGUCAAAACUUAAAAUGCUAGCAUUUAAAGUAGGCCGCUAGAUGUGUCCGGAAGUAUUUAUAUUCAGUAAAAAAAUAUUGAAAUUUUCGCCCCAACCUUUUAAUUAGGUAUAUGAACUGGCAGCUUUUGUAACAUAUCAGCAUCUGUCGAUUGGAAAGUGAUAAUCUUUUUAAUUGAAUAAUUUUACCGAAUCCUGUUUUUAACCAACUCAUUUAUUUCACUUGUUACAAAUAGUAUUGAUCAACAGUAAAGUAUAACCAGUGGUAUAACUAGCUUAUGAUUUUUAAUUAUAGUUCUUCCAUUAUUUUUAAUAUCAUUAUAAAAAGAUUGCUAUGUUAUAAAUGUACAAAUGUUUAUUUUAAAAGAAAAUUUAAUUUUAGCAAGUUAUUUAUGUAUGUAUUCAGAUAGUGUUAAACACUUCAUAAAUAAAGAAAUAAUCGUGAUUUGUGUGCAUAAGUUUUUUUUUAUUAACUCGUUCCACUUAAAUUUAUUUCACUUUUUUUAAGAUAAGCGUUAACGAUGAAAAGAAUAAAAUAAAAAACUCUAACCCCACUGAUCUCAGAUUAUAGCUCAUUAUAUAAUGAGAAAAAAUCGAGACAAUUUUAUUGAGAAAAGCAUUUUUUUAAAUAGACCCGCAGGACUAUAAUGUAAGCAAUAUGCGAUCCUAACGCCUUUAAAUUCCUGCUUCGGUUUUUUUGUGUACACCAUAAUAUCGUUUGUGUACAAUCGUAAACAAAUCUCAACUCAAUCGUGGUUCGGAAUAGUAACGAUGUUGUUUACGUUUUAAACAGUUUUGGCGGCAUUUUGAAUCUCUAUUUUCGUCACGAAUUCCGUAGCAAUUUUGCUGUAAGUACACUAUGUCUACAGAGUUCUACUAAAGAGAAUUAUAAUGAAAUUAGCAACGAAGUAUCCCGAGUAAUUCCCAGUUGUUCCCAGCCUAACGUAGGUCUAUAUGGAUGAUUAAAGUUGAAAGGUAAUAUAUAAAUGUACUUCUUUUUGUUAUUUCUAAUAUUUUAUUAAAUUAGGUCGGUAAUUUAAAACAGCGCUUGCUCAAACAAAGAGGCAGAAAUCGUUAAAAAAACCGCAAUAGAAGGAAACUACUGGAAAUAAUUCUCCUUACUAUUCAUUCUUGGCCAACUCAGCUACGUAGUGUGUAAAUUUUCAUCUAACUUGAGGUUUCUAGGGUAAUAAUCCUUUUAAUAAGUCAUGAUGGCGAAUUUCAGUAGCGUGAUAAAUAUGGCAUGUCAAAUCAAGAUUUCAAUUUUGAAAUGAUAUGCUUAUUACCUACCUAGAGGUUUUGCUAUUUAACAGGUUUGUAAACAUACUGUGGGUAUGUAAGUUUACAAAUCAGAUACCACUUAUGAUAACUUGGCGGCGUUUUGUUUUUGCGGAUAGGACAAACAUAAUAUUACCUAUGCUCCUAUUGGGUUAAUGCUUUGCCCAAUGGUAGCAAAGGAAAAGGCCGCCAUAAUCUAUAUUAAAGGUAUGCUUUCUACAUUGCGUUUAUAUCAUUAGCUUAUUGUUUUACCCAGUCUUAUCCUUUUAAGCCCUGGCGGUGUGUGGUCUUAUUGUAUAAACACAACAUAACCACAGAAGAUUUCUUCUUAUAAGACCUCAGACAGAUCUCUAAUUCAAGUGGGAAAUGGAAAUUAACUGUACCCUGUUAAGACCACUGUGAAAUUUUCUAUAAGGUGUGUUUUUAUGGUUACGUUAAGAGAUAUUUCGAAGAUAAACAAUAGAACUCUUCAAAUAAAAAUAGUAAGUAUGUUUGGUUAAAUGUUUAAUGAAAUUGAAAAGAGAUCUAGGGUACCAAACCAAUCCUGGUGAUAUUAAGUGGUCCAAAUCUAGACGCGAAGAUAAUUGCUGGUGCAGCAGUUUUAUCUGCCACAUCCUCACUUUUACCUUGCUGGCCUGCAAGCAGCUUCUUUACGCCUCUUGUAACUCUGUGUUGUAGGAAUAUCAGAACAAACGGCCAUAUAAUUCUAUUUGCAGAUAGUACAUACUCGAAAGAAAUUACACGCCAAACUUUAUUGCUUGCGGUGGAAUGGCAGCUUCAGUAAGUCGUAAACUAGCGCGCAUGGUCCCAUUGAAAGGUUUUAAGUAUUACAUAAAAAAAUAUUAUCAACAAAACAUUUCUAGAAAAAAAAAACCACUCAAACCUAUGUGAUCUCUGACCCGAGUGGAUCUUUUAAUAGAAAUUUUUCUGUUGUUAUGACCAUCAAUCAGUUAAAUUUUUAAAAUAAAAAUAUAUUUAAUAUUUAUUACAUUAAAAUAUAUUUAAUAAUAAAAUAUGACCGUAUCAAGAAAAUAACAAAAUUUAGCCCCUUUAUUAAUAAACAAAGAAUAAGCUUAGACUAGUUACGACGUGUUUUGUUCAAUACAAAACAUGGAUUAACUAAUCCAAGCUUACUAUGCGUUUAUUAAUAAGAUAGUGCGUGUUUUUAAGUUCACGGCGAACAUUUUAAGUUUCUAGGUAGAUAAUUCUGUAAAGAAACACAAAUAGAUUGUUCUUAGUACUAAUUUUAUUAUUUACUUAGUUAUAAGGAAACAACUCAAUUUCUAUUAGCAAAAACCAAUUUAAAUGAUGAGCACAAUCAUAACUCUUGAAUUGAAAAUAACUUAGAAACACAAACGUGAUCGCUUUUAUUGUAAAAUAGGGAUCUAUGUCUAUGUUUAUCAGUACAGAAAUCAUGAUUUAAAUUUGUUAAUCUAACUUUCUUCUUUUUAGCAAUUCAGGAGUUACAAUAUUCCUACUUAACUCUAAUAUUAUUUAAGGUAUGACAUUAACAACACACUCACUCUUAUCUUGGGAAAAACACACUUGAUUUAGCAAAUUAUGUAAUCGAAAUUAAUACUUAUUAAUUACCUUACUAAGUUCUUUAAUUAGAAUUAUUCACAGGUAUGAUGUGGUGUUAUGUCGUCAAAAUUCGUUUGUUACUAAAUAUUUAUAGAAACAUUUACAUAAGCUUAAACAUGAAAUACUCUUAGAUUGAUUAUUAAAAUAUUUUCAUAAAAUAAGUAGUAUAUAAUCGACUAGUUCAUACUUUUUACUGUUGUGAGAAUAAAGUAAAGUGGUUAAGUAACUUCAUGUAGGUAUAUGUACCUAAUAAUUAUAACAUUCGUCUGAGUAUGAACUGGUCAUUCCAAUUACUACCGACGAGAUUCGCAUAAGAGGUAAGUGUUCUGCGGUCGUCUUUCAAAAUAUGGGUAAUAAUUAAUAGAACCUUAAUACUAAUUGGACGGAUUCGUUGCAUCUAUCAGGUCGUGUUGUCAAUUACGAACUAAUACCUAAAUAUUAGGAGGCUCAUAGAGCCACGCAAAGGUACAUGUAUGGAAAAUCGGAAAUACAUGGCACAAGUUAAAUUCAUUCCAGACAAAAAAUAUAUUCAUUCAUUUCUUAAAAGGUUACAUCUAUAAAAUUUACACUAGGUAAAUACAAUGUAUAAAUAUUCAUUUCCACUGUAAUAUUGUCUCUAAGCACCAUUUCUUAAAACUACAUAAAGUACUUAAGUAGUUUAUAGGAGACUAUAUUAACUUUAGGUAUUGUAAUUUUCAAUUAGAAUUCAUACAGCGAUCCUUAUUUAUCCUUCGCGCAGAGUCGCUUGUAUUUUACACUGGUUUGUUGAGAUUGAUAUAAAGUUUCAUCUCAGGCGGACGUCCAUGAUUAUUGUUACAUUGUUAUCAUAAUACCUAUCAGCUCGUUUCGCUUCAGUGCCUAUUUCUGUGCAUGCCCGAGUGUCGACUGCCUGGCCUCGAUUGCACUAUCGCGUAAUGGUCGCUGUUAUCCGAUACCGAC